Messenger RNA from Cryptomeria japonica (Japanese cedar), 1074 nucleotides. Its product is annotated as dehydration-responsive element-binding protein 2D-like. Gene Ontology annotation, biological process: regulation of DNA-templated transcription. Gene Ontology annotation, molecular function: DNA-binding transcription factor activity; DNA binding. The record is from RefSeq and is a predicted model, not a curated record. Bases 50 to 730 code for a protein of 226 amino acids. The transcript has a single exon. NCBI's taxonomy places the organism in Eukaryota, Viridiplantae, Streptophyta, Pinopsida, Cupressales, Cupressaceae.
GCCAUUCUGCAUUUAUGCAGCUCUAAAGAUCCUGAAUUUUUUGGCGUCAAUGAUAAUGAGAACCAACAAUAGCGACAGUCUUCUCAACAGUAGCAACAGCAACAAUAAUAAUAAUAACAAUACGGCGGCGGUAGAUUUAUUGGGGCCCCGAAAGGGGGCUAGAAAGGGAGCUAAGAAGGGAAGAGGAGGGCCUGAGAAUUCUCUGUGGAAUUACAGAGGAGUAAGGCAGAGGACAUGGGGGAAAUGGGUUGCAGAGAUAAGGGAGCCCAAUCGUGGAGCCCGCCUUUGGCUUGGGACAUUCUCUACGGCCGAGGAAGCCGCCCGCGCAUAUGACCAGGCCGCUAGGAUCCAUUACGGCGCCGCCGCCAAGCUUAAUUUGCCUGAUACAACCUCUUCGACGGAUUCUCGUCAGCGCGAGAUCGAAUCCCCGCAAGCGCAGAGUAUUAAGUGCAGUAAAGAGGAAGAGGUGGAGCAAAAGGACAAGGCCACGUCGUCUCUCUCGGAAUCUGAGCUGUCCAUGGAGAACCCCUUUGAUCUGGGUCUGCCGCCGCUCAGUCCUCAGAGCGACCUCUUCUUCUUCGGCGAGACGACGUGGAACAGUAUCGACUCGGCCUUUUCUGACGUGGUAUCCGCUAGGCCUGCUGACGGGGCGCACAAUCUUGAUCAGGUUUCGGCUUUUUAUGUCGAUGGCUUUCCCCAGGUGCCUACGUGGCCACCUCACUUUUUCUGACGGCCUCGUUUCAUGUCUGAUUGUGCGUUUGAUUGAUUUCGUAUGUACAAUAGACUGAUUGUCUGGUGGUCGUCAUUAAAACUCAUUCAUUCAAUAGUUUAAUGGGGCAUUCUCAUUAAAACUCACUCAUUCAUUGGAUAGUCGGAUGGGGCAUUCUCAAAUCCACACUAUUCUUCGGCCUACUCACCUUUUCAUAAUUCCCAAGCCUUCCAAAUAUCUUACCUAUUUGAUUUUUAGUUCUUGCCUAGACAUUAUUAAAAUUCAUUCAUUCAUUCAAUAGUGUGAUGGGACAUUCCCAAAUCCUCACUAUUCUUUCGCUUUCUUAUUUUUUAAUAAUUUGUAAG